UGGGCCGCUGUUGCUGUGCGAGGUGUUCAGCACUGUAGUGUAGAGAAUAGCGCACUUAUCUUUGCGAACAAGGCGUUCGAAUAUGUUCCUACAUGGUUAAUUUGUAUAGCGUGAGUACUCAUUAAACAGCUAACUGUGCUGACCGUCUUAGUUAGUUUAACUAACACUGUGUAUGAAGCACUUUUUCCAUUGUGCAGCUUUUGAUAGUUUGGUGUAUUUCCCUGCUUAUUUAAAAGAAGACGAAUAGUUAGUGUGGCUGAAGUGAAUACUUGAUUAGCAGCGUGGGAUUUCUGCUGCCAUCUGCGAGCAUGGCUGCUCUGCGGAGCGCAUUGAUGACGAUGUCAAGUCGAGGAGCAACAGCCUUUCGACCUGGUUCUGCCGAUGGAAUCCGUCGGAGCGUUCAGGCCGAUUUUACCAACAGGGUGUCAACGUGCCUUGGUCAUCGCUGUAUUCAUAGAGCGGUAACGAGACUCCAGCCUACAAAGGUACCGAUGACGGAUGAGGAGCGAAAGCUUCUUGAAAAGCUUGGGGAGCCAGAUCACGAAACACGAGGUUAUCUCAACGAACUCUACGAUGAGUUCGACGUGGGCGCAGAAAAACGCAAAGAACAGAGACAACAGCGAAAGCAAAAGAAAGAUCAUUCAAAAGACAAGCAAAGUGAUGAGGACGCUGCGCCUAAAUCAUUCGUGGCUCCAGCUCAUAUAGCAGAAAAGCGAGAACUGUCAACGAUGAGCUUUAUUCGCUCUCUGCACACUUCACGUAUACUUAAAGACAGAGCACCAAGUAUAGGAUCGUCCGACGGUAACAGUAAAAGUUCUUCGGACAUUGGGGCCGAAAACGAUUCGGAAGUCUCAGACAAUCACGUCACUAUGAAGCCCUCAAUAAAGGUGCAUAAACAAAGGCUUACGGAUGAGACGGAAAUCAUCUGGGAUCAUCAAGAGAAACUGGAUGCACAGCAUACCUAUAAUGACUACUAUCCAGAACAGCAGAAGGUUGAUCUUUUGAGAGUAGGAAUUAAACUACCACGCGGUGAAACUGGCGUCUUCGAUAUUGAUGAUUUGGUAAGCGUUCUUCGCGAGGAGCGGCUACUGGACGUAGUGGUUAUUAAGAUUCCCCCGAAUCUUCCUUACGCUGAUUAUCUCGUGAUUUGCUCAGCUAUAUCCGUUAGACAGGCAAAGGCCAUUACGCAAUACCUCAGAAAAAUGUUCAAACGUAAAAAGCGGGCGGAUGAUGCUGCUCUAAAGAUCGAAGGGAUGGACUCUGAUGACUGGAAGGUACUCGAUAUGGGAAAUAUUGUUUUGCACAUCUUUGAUCAGCAAACGCGAGAAAAGUAUGAUCUUGAGACGCUAUGGACCGUUGGUGCCGAUAUGGACGAUCUAGUACGGGAUAAUGGCGAACAAGAAGAUGUUGACACACUUGAGAAGCACAUGAGUUUUGUUCGAAGCCUUAUCCCGCAACAUGCGACUACAUCUACAGACUCGCCAUAAACUCAUGUUUUGAUCAGAACGUCGUCGCAGCUCAUACACGAGACAGCUGCGCUAGUGUCCCUGUUCGAUGUUGUUAUUCUCAGCUAUCCAUUUGAAUGAAAAUUAAAUGUUCGCUGAAAGGCUAGCAAAGAACAAGAAGUACUGUUAUUAUAAAUGAGAAGAUGGGGAAAUAAAUGAAAGAGAAAAAGUCAAAAUGUGGAGUGUGUGCUCUAUCGAGGAUAAUAAAAUCAAAUAUUUGAACAAAGUGCAGCUGUAACUUAAGCCAUAAUUAAAGUGUUUUUACUUAGAAAACUACUACCUCAUAUGUAGUUAGCCUUACUGUGUGCUGCUUUAUCUGAGAAAAGUGAAGUAGUGAACCUUGUCUAGCAUAUUUUAUAGAAAAAAGGAUGCGAUUAUAAUCUAUUUGUGCAUUAAAUCGUCAUUGUGAAGUAAACGGUGAACUUUAAUUUUCUAUUUUAACUUAUCCAGGUUUUGUUUCUAUGAGUUUUUAUCGUAAUGGUAUUACAACGACUUAAAGAGCGUGUUCUGAGAUAUGUCGACCAUUCUGGCGUUAGCAUAUAGAAUUUGUUUAGAUCUAGCACAUAAAGGUUUUAGCAAAAACAGGUAUUUUUCAUCAAAAAUGAGCAAAAAAUGUCUGGUUAGCCGUCCUUCAUCGUUCUCCGAUUAUCGGUUAUCUGAUUGAAAGUAGUCUUUAGAUCGUACGAUUUGCAUUAAGUUCAUAGACGUUUGAGGAGUUUUUCCAUCAAGCCAACUUGAUCAAUAUAAACCGGUUUCACUUGAGUACACUAUGAUAAUAAACGAUAAUAAAUAAUUAGAGAUUAUCUAUUAUCGUUUUAUAUCUCAGUCAUUAUACAUACUGCAUAUAACGUAAUAGUACGCGUAAUAAUAACCACUGUUUAUUGGUUAAUUUGAUAUCUAAUAUGUACGCUAUACACACAACGCCGAUCCGAGUGACAACUAUGUAGGAGAAGCCGAUACCCAGCGAUUGCCUGAUACGAUGGUCAGCGGAAUAACAAUAGAAAAAGCAUAGCUUCGAUCGUACUAAAAAAUAUUCAUGCAUUGCUUGCCAUUAAGAUGUCGCUGAAGUUAAGCACUGCUUAAACGCGAGAAAUUUAGCUUGAUUAUUUCAUUCAUUCUAUUAUAUCAAUAUUUAUUGAAUUGUAACUUUCAAACGAAUAUUUACUGAGUUAUAGAUUAAACCAUGAAUAAAAGAUUAAAGUCUUUCCAGAGCGAGAUAUAGACACCUCUCAUUUAUUGCAGAAAAUUGACUGCAAAUAGUUUUUUCAACGUUACCUAAUUAUUGCUAAUACAAAGGCUGCCCCCAGGAUGAACAGUGAAGCUGAAUCCUUAGCCGGCAACUACAAUCCUUAGACCGCACGAUCAAAAAUCCCUGCUUUGCACGAUCUUCAGGCUUAGAUAUCUACAUUCUAUCUUCUAAUAUCAAUGCUAAUGAUAUGCAUCAUCUGUGUAUGUUUAUUGGUAAGGUUUUUAUUGACUUCUGGGGGAUUUUGGGGUGCUUCCUUGAAAAACUGUAGGGGAUGUAAGACGAAAUAUUUAGGUAUAGCAGAGGUUCAAAUUGAUUUCAGAAAAAAUAGAAAAACGAACAGUCAAAAAUGGGUCUAUGCAAGGUAUCUUGUUGCACAGUAUAUAUAAGUACCUUUGAGUAACAACACUUUACGUGUUCCUCUACCUAAAAUUGUUAUAUUCAGUCGUAUUUCUAGCUCUCGCAUUUCUUACUGAGAAUUCCUCUUAGAUCUUUUCGUUAAACUGUUCCUCGCAUUAAAGUCAACCUGUUUAUUAUAGACUGUUAUAUGGAAGCCUUCAAAAGACAAAACACUGUUUAGGAAGCUAAAUCCAAAAAAAUCAUUCCAAUGUCGAGAAGAAACACCGAUGGUGCUUCUUUCCGACAUUAGAUAAUACACUACCCUUUGUAUAUGCAUUAGGAAAGGUUAAUUGUGAAUUCAAUAAGUUUUAUUAUUCAGUUUUCAAAUAGAUCACAAAAGAAUUCCUAAAAUGGAGGAAGUCCUAUUGUUUGUGCUUCAAACGACGACCUUUUUCUUUGACUUGGUAUCCUCCAAACGCCAACGGGGUUACUGAAAUGCUUUAGUAAGCCUUAGAUGUGACGCAUUGCGACACAUCCUUUUUCUCGAUGAUAUAAAAAAUAAGAGUGGAGUAAAAAUCUCCACUAAUUUACAGCAAGUGAAGACUGCCGCAAUGGAAAAUUCAUAAUCUAAUAUUGCCAGAUGUCAAACGAUGUUAUAUAGGUCAGAGUUUUUCAUGUAUAAAUAAACGAUUAAACCUGAACUUGAAGAAUCGGGCAUCCAAGGCAGUUAACCACUGUGCUCAUUAAAGUAGUCGAGCUACUCCGAAUGUCUCGUCCGAAUAGUAUUGAGCUGCACAGAAUCAGCCAGCAGCGAAGCCCAAAGCCUGUUCUGAAUACCUGAACCCCGAGUGAAUUUUCGGAGAUUUCCGAUAUCUCUACAAAGUCGUGCCACUCUUCGGAAUCGUCAGCGGAUGUUUCCCAACAUACUAACCAAUGUAGUAGACUAUUCAUGUCUGUUUGAGCACGCAAUCCGUGGCCAUUAAUUAAGCCUAAUCUUUUAAGGAUGAGGGAGAAACCUUUUUACGAAAUUUCCCUCGACUCUUUAAGGUAUCUGGUUGCGGAAUCCUUCCGACAGACCUGAAAGCUUUUAAACGGCAUAGAAACCGUUUGAAAACACGGUGGGCCUUUGUCAAAUUUAGCAAGAUAUCAAACUAUUUUUGGCAUCUUGCUAAAUUCAUGGGUUAAACAGAUAUGCCGUAAUAUUUUACAACGAUAACUCGUCGCGGCAUUUUCUUGAUUGGUACUUCCGUAAUAGAAGCAUUAAGUCUGACACAGAUUGUGAUAUGCCUAAUGCUAGAAGAUGCUCUAGUGGACAGAUACUAAAUAACUUAAUUUUUAAGACGAAGCUACAAAUUUUAAUCAAUUCCUCCUGUGUCUUGUGGUUCUUGUUUGUGAAUACAUGCUAAACCAUGGUGUACUGCACUUUGUGUGAUUACUGUUACGUAUAUUUUUUUUUUGUAUAACAUUCAUUGGUAGUUUCGGAGAAAUUUCGCAAAUUCUUUUACAUGAAAGCUUUUCACUUUCAUUUUUAGUUCCGGGGAUGUUUUAUUUUUCCGUCCUACGUUACGCCAGCCCUCUGUUCUCUAGGCACCACGUACCUCAGCCUGUAUGCUGUGACUGCUAGUCAUCUUUUGCCAUCAUGCUUUUACAAGUGAUUUUCAUGGUAUCACUGUUGUGAAAGUUUCAGCAUCAGCAGUAGUAUCACGCAUCGAAGUUCCACGGUUCCACUGAAAAUAAUGUUUUUUACGUAGCUUUUAUAUCCCUUAAAGGAUUUGACACCUGUAACAGUUCUAGAACACCCUAUAUAGAACAUGAAGCUUUUUUACACGUACGAAAAACGAGCAUUAAAUUAAAUACCCCAACGUCACCACUUGCUAGUCGGUAAAUAGUACCGACAUGCAAGAUAUCGACUCGCCAUAAUAAAAAUAAGUUCAGACGUGAAGUAAACACUGUUUGACACUGCAUAAGCCAAACUGUGGAACUUAAUUUUUCGUUGUACUGGCACGAUUGUCCAAUCUAUAGUGAUUUCGACAGGAAAAAGUAUUAAUUAAUUCUCCGUCAACACCAGACAAAAAGGAGCGGAAUAUAUCUGCAAGGUCGACGAUCAUCUCGAUAACACUGUGGCAUCCAUAACGAGCGAGGUCCAGCCUUGACCCCGACAAUUUGUUGAAGUUGUCAAGAAAUUCUUUACCACAAACCCCACGUGGAUAGUGUGCCAUCAAUUCAACAAGAUAGACUUGAAAAUUGUUUCGGACGGCUCGUCGACGCCUCAUGAGAUCACUGUCGAAUUUUGCCCUUCAGCUGAAGAUAUUCGUAGAGCGGGCAAACUCACUUCAGCUUUACACCAGAAGGUUACGUAAGGAAUUAGAUGAGAUGCUAUUCAAAUCGAUAUGUGGAUUAACAACAACGGACAUAAGCUAGGCCAGUUUCAUUACUCUAAUGCAGUUUUUUUGCACACAACGUAUGAUUGAUAAUUCGAGAAUGUUUCUACAUUUUUAAAUCGAGCAGACAUGAUUCAAUGUGGUUCGUCAUAUUGCUUGCAUUUUGUAGUUGCAUGUUAUUGAGGCCAACGAACAUACAUACCUAACAGAGUCGAAUUGAAAAUAAUAAUCGUAAGAACACCUAAAAGUAAUUUACGUAGCAAUGAAUAAGUUGCAUUGCAGAUACCUGUCUUGGCGCCUAUCUGGUCCUUCCAGACCAGUUGGGUCCUGAGGUUCCGGUCGAGUUAUUACGUACGCGAACUCAGAGAAUACAGUUACCCGUUUCAUUUCAUUUGAAAUUGAAGUGAUAAUUCAUAUAGCGACUGAAGAACUUUUUAGCAUUUAAACAGCCCAAACAAUCGCAAAGCAGUGGGUCUUUAUGCCAAAUGGCGUACGCUCUCGGCAUAACCUGUAGAUAGAGUUGCGGAUGCAUUGGCAAGACUUAACAUAGUAAGCAAAGAUCUAAUACUUUAAAAUGUCACCAAUAUUUUCAUCUCUGCUCAUGGACGAAUGGCCGUUCAAAACGCCAAUACAAUUAUGUCUAUCUCAAGCUGGUUUAUGAAUUAACCCUUCCAACUUUCAUAAUACUCCCCCAGUGACCUUCAUGAUACUUUCAAAUUGUUGAGGUUUGACGUUAUUUAAUCUAGUGCUAGGCUUUUAAGGGCUUAUCGCUGACAAGCUAACCAAAUAUUAAUUGAACUCGAAAUUUACUACCAGCAGGUGCGAAAAAUAAAAUACGCAACAAAUCGAACUUGCGCUAAUGGUCGUCCACAGAUACAUCAAGAUACAGUAGAGGGUAGUAGGCUGAUGUCACACCAAGAACGGCUGAUUGAAUUGUCUCAACUUCUGCUGACUUAUGUAUGCAGUACCCAGUUUUUGCAGUUUCUACUUCAUUUGUUUCUCGUCCUGCCGCAACGGUACGAGAUAUAGAAUCCAACGAGACUGUUUCUAGCAUCUCCAUAUCAGAUAAUGGACGCUGCUGUCUAGGGACUUCAGCGAAAUGACCCUGAAUACAGCACUAUACUAAUCCAGUCUCCACUUGGUAAUUCCGCUAUGACGAAAACUCCUACCACAAAGACAAGAAAAUAAUUCCAGAACGAAUAUAUUUAUUGGCCUUCCCGGCAGACGAUCUGUGUUCUGUAUAUGCAUGUAAAUGAAAGAUACGAUACCCUUUUCAACGAGUUGCAAAUAUGUAUGCGAUAACUGACGACAACGAGACUUUUUAUCCCCCCGAACUCUUACGACUGUUGGGUAAGAUCCGCAUUUAUGCUAGAAUAUGGCAAAUCGAAGUCAGAGUUUUCUCAGCUGAUCGUGAAGUGGUUUUGAAAAGUCUCACCAAGUGGCUUGUGUUUUUUAUGUAAAUGAAUUACCUCAAAGCAGUCGGUCAUAAUCCGAGAUUUUUUUGGGCAUCGUACCUCAAAUAUACAAGCUAAGAAAAAACUAACUAAACUAUACCAUAUUUAGAAAAAAAAAACAGCGCAGAAGAGCGUCUUUUUUGGUUGCUGUCGAAUCUACCGGAUGGAAACACAUAGUCAAGCCUGCAAAGGCAGCGACUCGAUCGCCCGCAUCAUUAGGUUCGUUGUACACGAAAACUGGGAUUCAUAAUAUUGUCUGAUAUGAAGACAACAGUUAUGUAUAUCUAACUUUUUUUGGAAAAUAACUUACUUUAAUCCCGCGAGCCA
Varroa destructor (honeybee mite) is the source of this 7252-nucleotide messenger RNA. It is a transcript of the gene RsfS312, whose product is annotated as ribosomal silencing factor RsfS-like protein, 312. Lineage: Eukaryota; Metazoa; Arthropoda; Arachnida; Mesostigmata; Varroidae. Gene Ontology annotation, cellular component: mitochondrion. The record is from RefSeq and is a predicted model, not a curated record. Gene Ontology annotation, biological process: negative regulation of ribosome biogenesis; negative regulation of translation. Gene Ontology annotation, molecular function: ribosomal large subunit binding.